AAGAGGCUUUCAGUUGGCGGCAGCAUGUCAUCUCAGCACGCUCUUGAUAGUGCAGUGAUCUGCUCAAUCACGUCAUGUGUGAUAGUUAUAUGAUGCUUUCUUAUGGUGCUGCCGGUUCAACCCAUUACCUCAUGAGUCAUCGAUUAGCAGUGGUACGGGGUAAGCCGAUUUAUUGGAACGCUCCGCAAAGAGUUAAGUUAGUAGCUUCUUGUGUAUUGAAGGGAACCGUAUUAUGUUCGUUACGCUGUUUGUAAGAUGAACUUUAUAGCUUAUUUUUUACUGAGUUUGGUGACGCUAGUGCGCUCACAGUUCGACACAAAUCAAUGGAAUAAUCGGAGUGGGAUAGUGCACCUGUUCGAGUGGAAAUGGCAAGAUAUAGCAGAUGAAUGUGAACGUUUUUUGGCUCCGAAAGGUUAUGCAGGAGUUCAGGUAUCACCACCAACGGAAAACUCGAUCGUGAAAGAACCCAACAGACCAUGGUGGGAACGUUAUCAACCGAUUUCAUACAGUUUGGAGACUCGUUCGGGAUCAGAGAAGCAAUUUGCUGAUAUGGUCCGUCGAUGCAAUUCUGUUGGUGUGAGAAUAUAUGUAGAUUUGGUGAUAAAUCAUAUGGCUGCAAUCACUUCCAAUGGAGGAACAGGGGGAUCCACUGGAAAUUCAGACGCGAUGCAAUACCCAGCUGUGCCUUAUGAGCGAAAUGACUUCCAUGAGCCUUGCUCUAUCAAUGAUUACAACGAUGCCGCGCAGGUCAGAAAUUGUCAACUAGUAGGAUUACCGGAUCUAAACCAAACGACGCAAUGGGUGCAAGAUAGAAUUGUAGAUUUGAUGAACAAAUGUGUUGAUUAUGGUGUGGCAGGGUUUCGAGUGGAUGCAGUUAAACAUAUGUGGCCAGCUGAUCUUAAAGUGAUUUACGAAAAAGUGAAGAACCUCAAUUUAACUCACGGGUUCAAAUCUGGUGCUCGACCUUUCAUUACGCAAGAGGUAAUCGACUUGGGAGGUGAAGCAAUAUCGCGAUAUGAAUACACUGACUUAGGAUCCGUGACCGAAUUCCGAUACUCGGUGGAAAUUGGUCGUGCUUUUCGUGGUGGUAAUCAACUGAAGUGGUUGAGUAGCUGGGGAACAGCAUGGGGAUUCAUGCCUUCCAGCUUGGCGCUUGUGUUUGUUGAUAAUCAUGAUAAUCAACGGGGUCACGGUCCGGGAGGAAGCGACAUUUUGACGUACAAAGAUUCCAAGAGUUAUAAAAUGGCCAACGCAUUUAUGCUAGCUCACCCGUAUGGCAUUCCCCGUGUAAUGAGUUCAUUUGCAUUUGAUUCAUCGGAUCAGGGACCCCCUCAAGACGCCGAAGGGAAUCUUAUAUCACCAUCAAUUAACAGAGAUGAUAGUUGUGGGAAUGGAUGGACUUGCGAACACCGAUGGCGACAGAUUUACAACAUGAUUGGUUUCCGGAAUGCAGUCGCUGGUACUCAGAUAAAUGAUUGGUGGGAUAACGGAAACCAGCAGAUAUCAUUCUGUCGUGGAGCGAGGGGAUUUAUUGCAUUCAACUUGGAUACCUACGACUUCAAUCGAGAGGCACAGACAUGUUUGCCAAAUGGAACGUAUUGUGAUAUAAUCUCUGGUAGUGCUGUAAAUGGGACCUGUACUGGAAAGAGUAUUGCUGUAGGUCCAAACGGACGUGCAAGGAUUCAUAUUCCUGUUACCGCGCAAGACGGUGUUCUAGCGAUUCACAUAAACGCUAAGUUAUAGAGGUCAUCUGUUGCCAUGACAUCGUACAAUAUGCUCAUUGUACAUGCAAAUUGAACAAAUCGGAGUUUAUUUCUCAUAACCUUGUUGGUUUCCCACAUUCGAUUAUCUUCAAUUUUCUCUAGACUCGAUAAAUCACUUAAAAGGAAUCAGAUUUUAGUUUUAUUACGUCGUUUAGAAGCGUUCCUUCCUCCAGCGAAACAUUCAUUGCUCGCCAUUUCACCGUUACACCGUCCAUCCUCGACCAGCUUAUGCAGGAUAGGCAAACAAUGCCUAAUAGGAGCAUAUUAUGGUUCUUUAUUACGACCCUUGGUACGGCAUAUGUACGACCCGAGUAGACUCACUCACAAAUUGCUGACCGUAAAUGUAAAUGGCAAUGCACCAGAGCGACCACAGCAAGUGAAAUUUACAUGCAUAUGUACGAGGAUAAUGGCAAGAUAGUUCAAGUCCAGACACGAAUCUCACCACAAACAGAAGCUCACUGGAAAUUCCCGUAAGUCGCGAUUGCCUGUACUCAAAGGAGAAUGAGACUAAUUAAUAAUAGUGCUUAAGUGAAUGAAUUAUGUAACAUCAUAAUCAUGGGUCGUGUUAAGUUAUUCAGUUGUAUGCAAUAGCGGGUAAAUUUAUUUUUAGUCUAGUUAUGUUGGUUUAUUGAGCUACAUUGUACUAUGUGCUGUGAAGCCAUGAUUAAAAGCGCAGCAAGAAGUAAAUAAAACUA
This is a messenger RNA of Aedes albopictus (Asian tiger mosquito), 2458 nucleotides long. RefSeq names its product alpha-amylase A-like. The record is from RefSeq and is a predicted model, not a curated record. The transcript has 2 exons. Gene Ontology annotation, biological process: carbohydrate metabolic process. The coding region runs from base 256 to 1743 and encodes 495 amino acids. Gene Ontology annotation, molecular function: alpha-amylase activity; cation binding. NCBI's taxonomy places the organism in Eukaryota, Metazoa, Arthropoda, Insecta, Diptera, Culicidae.